This is a messenger RNA of Rhopilema esculentum, 4924 nucleotides long. RefSeq lists its product as uncharacterized. Lineage: Eukaryota; Metazoa; Cnidaria; Scyphozoa; Rhizostomeae; Rhizostomatidae. The record is from RefSeq and is a predicted model, not a curated record.
GCGAAAGAAAAAGGGCUUUAUAAAGUAUGAGAUUUUCAUUGAUAUCUUGAGACCCUGAAAUUGUAUGAAUCGACUCUACUGUUUCAAUGUUUUUGUUACUGUCAAAUUUGCCAGCAAAAUUAGAAAGAAAGGCAGCAUGAACCAAAACAAAAUAGAGCUAGUGACAAGAAACUACCAUAGGAAACCGUGUAGUAUUUCGUCUGCCACAAUUCGUCAAACAUUUAACAGAGAUUCUUAAAGUAUCCACAAAGUAGUUACCUUUUCAACUUCUUUUUCUUGGGUCAAUAUGCUUCUAUUAGCAUGUACUGUACCAAGAAAUCUGAACAGUUUUUUGGCGGUACAGAACUUGAAAAUGGCAUUGAAUAAUGCUUUUUUCAAAGCCAUUACCAAGAAAUCUGUUUUCAGAUUCAUUCUAACUUUCCCAUCAGUCAAAAUGUUUUGCUGUGCAAGAAUUUUAGCUGUUGUUAUAAACAAUAAUAUUAAAUUACACCUUGACUUGGCGUUGCCUAGCUUUUAUAUGUUUAAAAGCUUUGCUUUGCAUAAAAAUGCAUUUCUUUGCCAAGGGGGGAAUGCAAAACUUCCAGCAAAAUGAAGCGAGUGGAAUCAAAGGAUCUGAGAAUGUAGAAAAAAGGCCAACUGCGAAACCGUUGACAGCAAAGCAGAUUUGAGUAGCACAUCUUAUCUUAACUGCGAAGUUCCUUCUCAGUCUGGUGAUAACAGUUUGACCAGUUUGCUGGUUGUUGCGAAGAAGUCCUUUCUAAUGAUGGUAAGAGAUUAGAUCUUUACCGGAAGUGUCCAAUCGUGCGCGCUCAAGCGGAAAGCAUGUAGCGGCUUCACUUCAGUUCUUCCUGCGCAUUGCAUUGGUUUCAAUAUGAAUUUUUAAUAAGGGCGGCUACAAUUUUUAUGAACAUUGCAUUGAUCGAACAAAAUUUAAUUGUAAACAGAAGCGGAAAUUAUUGGAAAUAUGCUGUAGCUGGUUAUACAGAAAGGAUAAUAUCAAGACGUUUCCAAAGAUGUUACUAUGAUUGCCUUUUAAAAAUGAUUUUGAGCGAGUAUCUUGAAAUAUGAAUAAAGAAUGUCCAGAUGAUUCUGCAAAUACUGUUUUUCAUGGAAGCUGUAAUCCAAAUUAAAGCUUCACUAGAAUGGCCUUUAGGUACCUAUUCACUGCCUAGGCCCAUAACUGGAUGCCCUCCCGACUGGAAAGAAGGGAUGAGAUACCAAGAUUCAGAAAACGUCUUGAAUUCCAAUGGUCGAUCAGAAUCUUACCAUUUAGCAGGCACUGUCAAUAAGCACGGUGUCAGGCAGGAAUUUUGCACCAAAUUUGAUUCAAAUGAUGGCACCGGGGAUUGGCCCACUGGACAGUAUUGUAUAUAUCGUUAUGGACCAACAUGUCCACAGGGCCUAAUAGAAGGUUGGAUUUUUUGGGAUGAUGAAAAUGACGAGAUGAUCGAUUCAGAAAGCUUGUACCAAGGCUACGUUCCUGCGGGCAUCUAUGAAAAAGACACAUUGAUAUACACAUGCUGUAGAACAGAUGGGGAUAAAAAGGUACCCAUAUCCCUACCAUUGGCACAACCAUUUUAUCUGCUUGCUUUUGGAUCUUCUGAAUGUCAAACAGUUUCUGGUGCAAGAUCUUUGUCGGAAUUUAUUAAAUGGGAUGAUGAAGAUAAAGGAAACAGAAAUGACAAUAGCCGCAUUGUUCCUUACGACGUCAAGAAGGGACGAUGGAACACAAAGAUUUACUUCUGUUAUUACGAAUUUGGUGGGUGUGGAGUCAACGGGGCAGUGUGUACAAAUUCAACUGAUCACGAUGAUACUCAAGCGGCCAAGAGUGCGGUUGUUGACAUUAGUUCAAAGAGAGCAGAUCUACCUGGGUUUGCCACGACGUCAAAGAGCUCAUCUGGAAUGGCCGUUGCUAUUGGAAGCUUUGUUGCUGGUACAAUUUGCGGAACAGCAGGCUUGAUUUUCGUUGUAAAACAUUACCUAAACAAAAAGGCUGGUGAAAAUGAGGGAGGAAUUGAUGACGAUGAGGAGGAAGAAGUCAUUCCCAUGCCGGAUGAGAUAUGGUAGCCUCCUUUUGAAGCUAACUCGUAUUCAACGAAAUAUUAAACUUCAAAGAACAAUUUUUGCAAAGAAAUAUGAUGCAGACGACUUCUAAGCUUUUUUUGAAUUUGCAAAGCAACCGUGGAAACUGGAUCCCAUUUCUGAACAAAUUUAUUCACCGUAAAAUCAACGGUGCAUUUCUUAUUUACGCCGUCAAGUUUGUAUGUAGAUAAUUGCAUUGUAAGUGGCUAAAAUUCGUGAAAUGAUGUCAUCAUGUUCAAUCGGUAGAUAGCUGUUUGCAGUCAUGAACACAACGAACUUUCGUCUCAGUGACGGAUUCAUUGUUGUAGCAUUGUAUUUAGAAUUAGACUGGAUCUGGAAUGUAUAUAUAUAAUAUCAUAUAGUCUAGUUUAUAUUAUUGCUGUAGGGUUUAAUUACAAGCGCAAGCACUUUUCAUAUAUUUUGCUAAAAUUUUAUCGAUUACCGAUUCUUUAGUUUUCCUUUCGAUACAUCCUUGCCGAUGCUUACUGAGAAUAUAAAUUCUGCAUUAACCGCACAGACUGAUAUCAUUUUCACUAAUACGUGACAAAUUAAAUGAACUCAUCUUACCUAGAAGUUUAAGCCAAAAAUUGCGACUCUUUCUUUUGUUUGCUUAACAAUUGAUACCUGUCAGAAAGACGUGAUUAUAAUUUCUAGACUGUGUUUUAAAAAAUUAUUACAAAUUCUCAAAGCAAUGAAACUAGCAAAGAGGUUUAUUAUAUGUUGAUGAUCUCUUUUGUUGGACUUCAAUCAAUUCUCCCUGAUCGUGCACGUUUUAGAUGAGACCCAAAAGCUGGGAGCCAUAUCAGCUAGAUAAAAUAGAUGCGCUAUUCAUCGCUUGAUGAUUGGCAAAAAUUCAAUAAAAAUUAUCUAAGAUAUUUGCAAAAGAUGUUACGAAGGCAGGCAGCAGCAAGAAUCUACCUUCUAUUUUGUUUUGAAAUCUUAUUUCCAUAACAAGAAUAUAAGCUGGAACAUUUUUUUUAUUUACAUCACAUAGAGUCUUCUGUGAUUUGUGGUCAAAUUUAAUCUUACUUUUUAGCGAACCUUACAUUUUCUUUCUGCCUCCCUGCAACUUGUUGUAUUGCCACUACUCUGAUGUUUUUGUCUUUUUGUUUUUUCAUAUUUCUAAAACUAAAUUUGAAUAUCUAGGCUCCAGUACAUUUCCAUUUGUUCCGAUUCUGUCGACUGUUGACUGUUGCCUGUAGGUCUUUCGAUUCUUUGUUACCUUGUGAGCGCUCACUUUCACUCACCUUCAGUAAAUAGCUCUUGAUGUAACUUCCUAGGUGAGCCGAUUGUUAAGGAAAUGCCCCUAAAUCAGCUUUUUGUCUGUUUGGAAUGACAAUAAUUUUCAACCCACUCUUUAGGUGAAUCUUCAUCAGUACAACGACCCUUGCACAGCCUGAGCUCUUUACGCACUUCAUUUGCAUAUGUGACCUAAAAUGUUAUUACCCCUUCCAGGUGAGAUGCGUCUAAUUAUUGUUUCUGUUUCCUCUCUUUGUAUCUUCUUACGUACAUACGUUUUUGUAUAUAUUUGUAAAAAGGCAAUGUUCCUUAAAAGGUCCCCCAGAAUUUGAUUUUACAAACCUGUGUCUUCCAUAGACUGACUUACGGUUAGCUAAAGUAACUUUCCAGCGAUAGGAUGUUGAAUAACCGCUUGAUUCAUAGUGAAAGAUAAUAACAAGCAAUAAGAAGAAUAAACUAAUGCAAGUUAUUCAUAUGUCUUGAAGCUAUCAGGGAAAAAAUAGGUUAGGCUGCUUUAAAAACAGAUUUGUGAUUGACGCAUGUUGAAAGACAAAGGUGGGAAUAAAUAGUCAUCAUUAUUGUUUUUUUCUUACAAUAAGGCUUGUAGGCCGAAAUGGUCCAUCGCCAACACAAUUACUAUACUUACAAGUUAACAUAAUUAUAAAUUAACAAUAAAUCUCAGAAAACAGCAACAGCUAAUACGAAGAUAAAUAGAUGAAAAAAUGACUAUAAGCUAGAAAGUUUACGUUACGAGGAUAUGCACAUAAAGGACUUCCCAAAAGAUUACCGUGAUUCAAAAGCCAGCGAUGUAAAAUAGCUAUUGAUAUCAGACAAUCCGUAUCUUCUUGACUCAACAACCAAAUAAACUUAUCACAAAGGUCAAGGCAUGAUUAUCUGGGAAAUUUUGAAUAUGUCAUAGAUAACAAAAAAUUCCUAGCUGUCUCGUAAAGGGGACAACCUAAUAAAAAACGAAUUUCGUCCUCCACAGCAGUUUUAUUAAAAGAUUGUAAAGGACUGAAGAACAGUGUGCUAGAAAUUCAAAAACUCUAGCAACAUUGUCAAAGCAGUUAUUCCUUUUAGGGGGAACCCAUGAGUAAUUUUAGUAGAGUGUGCAAAUUCUGAUUCAACAGCGGUCUUCAGGGAAAGGCAAACUUAGAGCUCUCCUUCGUUGUUGAAAAAUUGCAAGGGUAGCCCAUCCCUUUACUUGUACCCCCCUCUAAACAGUUGCAAAGAUAGAGCAAGUACCCGUUGGGAUAUCAAUUUGUCGUACUUUGUUCUCUUCUCGCUACUAAACCUUGAGAUGUUUAUGACACCUUGUGUUAUAGUUGUUUGUUUUAAAAGCAGCAAACUUAAAACGAAUGCUAUAAUGACAUUUAAAUUUCCAAAUUCUGCAUUAGUUUGUUUGAAAGCCAAUGAUGCUCAAUGGCCUUGACCUGGGGCUCGGUCACCUAUUCAACCAGCAGGUCGCUGAUGCGUGAGCCGAAGCUCUUCAUGAUAUGGCCUAGGCAGGAGGUUUUGUUCUUUUCAACGCCGCAUUUUGACUUAAACUUUUAUUUUUCUGCCAAUGGUAAUACCAUACCUUUCUUAGCAUCAUCGCUUGAGG